AUGGCUCCAGGAACUCAUCACCAUCGAAACGAGCCGGUUCGUCACCGGACCAUCGAGGUCCGAGUCAUCUCUGCGCAGGACCUCGAGGACGUGAAGCACCUGUCCAGGAUGCGUACCUACGCCGUCGUCUACGUCGAGGCCGGCCGCACAGCCAGAACCCACGUCGACGAGACUGGUGGGACUAAUCCCGUCUGGAACGAAACUGUUUCCGUCACGUUCGACGCCCGGCUGCCGGAGACCGACGUCCUUACCGCGCUCAACGUCGACGUCUACGCGCAUGGGCACAUCCACGACAAGCUCGUCGGGAGCGCGCGAGUGCUCCUCUGCGACGUGCUGAAGGAGGAAGGCGGCGAGAAGGGGAAGCUCGAGGCCGACCCGAUUCAGUGCGUGACGCUCCAGCUGAGGCGGCCGUCCGGCAGGGCGCAGGGGCUCAUCAACCUGUGGAUUCCUCCCACGGGGAAGUUCUUCGUACCGCGCGACUCGUUCUCUUUCUGCGAGCCCGAGACUCCGGUGACUGCUCCGUCCGAGUCCGGGGAGGCAGCGGAGGAAUCGGCCAAGUCAGGCGGUGUUGGCGGCGAAGCAGGUGAGCUCCGUGUAGUGGACGGAGAGUGCGAUGCGGGAACAGUAGUUAGCACGAGUGGGUGA
Nymphaea colorata (pocket water lily) is the source of this 645-nucleotide messenger RNA. RefSeq lists its product as uncharacterized. The record is from RefSeq and is a predicted model, not a curated record. The transcript has a single exon. Lineage: Eukaryota; Viridiplantae; Streptophyta; Magnoliopsida; Nymphaeales; Nymphaeaceae. Gene Ontology annotation, biological process: defense response. Bases 1 to 645 code for a protein of 214 amino acids.